AUGUCAGACGCAGCCUCAAGAGCAGCAGCUAGGAAAGCCAAGAUCCUCGCCAGGGGAAAUACAGGUCUGGCGAAAUUGGCUCAGACAGCGAGGGGAGAAGAAGCUCAAGCGUUGUAUGCUGAUGAUUUCAAACCUUCUCCCUCACCUUCACCAACCCCUCGAACGGAAACUCCCCCUCCUAUCACAACCACCUCUUCAUCAUCGACAUCGGCAAAACCCACUACUAAACCAUCAUGGGUACCUCCCUCCGACCCCACAUCCACUUCGUCUCGUACCAACCCAAAUGCAAAUGCCAAUCUCACGGCAGAACAGCAAGCGAUGUCAGCUCAAUUGGAAGCUAUGAUGUCGAUGUUCGGUGGAGGUCCAGGUGCACCCGGUGCACCCGGUGUAGAUGGAGAAAUGCCAGAUAUGUCUAGGUUAUUACAAUCCAUGAUGGGUGGAUUUACCCCAAACGGAGAGGGUAAUGGCAGUCAGAGAUUAUUAGGUGAUUUAGAUGAUCCUGCCGGUUUAGGUGGUUCAGGUCCAGGUGGAUUACCACCGAACCUAUUCGGAGGUGGUGGAGAUGGUGGGGAAAUGCCAUUCCCUUUUCCAGGUAUGGGUGGUAUGGGAUUAGGAGGACCCGCGAAAAAGACUAAAUCUGAGAGAUACUUUCCCCUAAUUCAUUUUAUUUCGGUGGUGGUGUUAUCGAUAUUUACGAUUAUAUGGUGGGAACCUAAAAUCAAGAAGGAGACUAGUCUGUUGACUGCCAUAGAAGGUGAUUGGGUGAAGAGAUGGAGUGGUCUGGGAUAUAGAGGAAUAGGGAAGUUUGGUAACGUUGAAGUUGUUCCAAUAUUCUGGGCUUUCACAACUCUCGAAUUGAUCUUACAAACCAGUAGAUUCAUGAUAAACAAGUCCCCUCCUCCCCCUCAUUCACUCAUAUCAAACUUCCUACCACUCUUACCUCCCAAGAUUUCUCGACCUAUUUUGACUAUCUCCCGGUACCUCUCAUUGAUCUUACAGACGUACAAAGAUGGUUGUCUAUUGGUAUUUGUAUUGGGUAUGACCGUAGUCGUAAGUCAGUGGUUGGAUGGUGGAAAGGUAUUGUAA
Molecule: messenger RNA, 1086 nt
Organism: Kwoniella botswanensis
Lineage: Eukaryota; Fungi; Basidiomycota; Tremellomycetes; Tremellales; Cryptococcaceae
Exons: 4
Coding region: 1-1086 (361 amino acids)
Biological process (GO): retrograde vesicle-mediated transport, Golgi to endoplasmic reticulum
Source: RefSeq, a predicted model, not a curated record